AUGGUGAAAAUGCAGCUUGUAAGCACAAAUGAAACAAGAAGAUGAUCAGCUUUAUCAACUCGAGGCAAACUACCAGAGAAUGCAAAAAAACUCUUCUGGAAUUCUGAAAAUACUGAAUCCAUCUCUUUAUCAAAAUAUAGCUUUUUUCCGACCAAAGGCCUCAUAAGAAAGACGGAGAAAGUGGAUAAAUAUGUUUUAAAUCCUACAGGCCUUGUAAAAGUGACAUGGGAUACUAUAAUUUCUGCACAAGCAAUAUAUUUAAGUUUUAUGAUCCCAUUUUCUAUAUGUUUUAUGCAAGAAACUGACAAACGCUUAAUCCCUUUGUUCGAAGUUUGCUUUGUAAUCGAUUUUCUUUUGAAUUUUAAUACAGCUUGUUUUAUACAUGGAACAUUAGUUAAAGAUAGGAGACGGAUAUUUUCCCAUUAUUUAUCUUCAUAUUUUCUAUGAGAUCUAUUAUCAAUUAUUCCUUAUGAACUUUUUUUAAGCGGCAUGGAUAUAGAUUCUGAUAAUGAUCAUCAUUUUGAUUAUUGAUAUUGACCUCAGCUAUUUUGACUAAUACGUCUUACAAGGCUCGGAAAGCUCAGGAGGCUUAUUUACAAUAUUGAAGAUAUUUACCCUAGUCCCAUGGUUUAUAUGAUUACACGCAUUUUUGUAUUUUUAUUGAUAGCAGGUUUAUCGUUUCACUGAGCGGCUUGCUUAAUACAUUCUACCUGGUAUUUUUCGCUAAGCACUAACGGUGACAUGUGGAAAAAUUAUACUAAAAAUAUAUUUGAUCAAUAUAUGAAAAGCUUCGAGCUAGCUACAAUUACAAUGCUUACUGUAGGCUAUGGAAAUAUAACUCCGCAGACCAUUCCUGAAAAAAUGAUUAUUAUUGUCAUUCAGGGUUGCGCUUCGCUUAUUAUUGGAUAUUUAUUUGGUGGAGUUAUUAGUACAAUUAAAUACACAGCAAAAGAUAAAAUUUACUUUUCAGCUAUAAGACAAAAAAUGAGCUUCUUUAUGAAAAAGCACAAGCUACCGAGAGAUCUAAGAUAUAAAAUUGAUACUUAUCUAGAUCACCUUUAUGAUUACCAAAAACAAAAUGUACUGGAUGAGCAAGAUAUUCUAGGUUCUUUAUCUCAGCCAUUGCAAAGAGAAAUCUAUAUUCGAACGAGAGGUAAUCUCUUAACAAGAAUUCCACCUUUUCGAGACUAUUCUUACAAGUUUCUUAAAUACUUAGGCCAAAAGCUUGAAGUGGACUUAUUUUCCCCUUCUGAUUUGGUAUUUAAGUAUGGGCAAAUUGACAGAAACAUCUACCUUGUGAGACGUGGAGUAGUUGAAAUAUUCCAUCAAAAAACAGGCACAAUUUAUACUGAAAUUCACAAAGAAAAAUAUUUCGGAGAAAUCGGAUUUUUCCUUGGGAGAAAAAGAUGUGCCUCUGCUAGAUGCUCACUGUUUACUGAGCUUUUCAGUCUUAAUUGAGAGGUAUUUAACAAAUUGUUGACAAAGCUUCCAAAAGAAGCAGAGAUAACAAAUAUUAUUGUAAAUAACUGUAAAGGAAAAGAUUUAAGUUACCUUGGCGUCAGAUGCUAUUUCUGUGGACUCAUGGGUCAUGUAGUAGAAAAUUGUGAAAAAAUAGUGUAUAAAGUUAACCAUGACGAAAUUAUUAAGCACGCUAAUUUUUCAAGAAAAUCUAAUAGAAAAUGAAUAUCAAAAGAAGAUGUCGAUCAAAGUCCAAGAAAGCAAGAAGUAUUAAGAAGGCAUGGUCUACAAAAUAUCCAAGGAAAAGAAAUAAAUCCAAUUAUGUUUUAUCAAGAUAGAAAUAAUCUAAUUACAAAAGUGAAGGGCUAUGAUAUACGUAGAGUUCAUAAAGAAAAAACAAGAGAGGUUAUGAUGACUGUAAUUAAUGAUGAUCAAGAUGAUAUAUUAGAUAAAAAUUACCAUGUAUUUCCUACGCAUUUAAAAUUCGGGGAAAUUUACGCAACGUAUAAAAGAAAAACCGAAGAAAAUGAUUUUAAAGGAAAUGAAUUUCAGCAUUAUACUUUAGAUCCAAGGGGAAAUACAAAGAAAAGGGUUUCAUAUGGCAAUGAAACUACUUAUUCUAGUCAAGAAAUGUAG
Blepharisma stoltei is the source of this 2094-nucleotide messenger RNA. Lineage: Eukaryota; Ciliophora; Heterotrichea; Heterotrichida; Blepharismidae. The record is from the annotation of a GenBank genome assembly.